Messenger RNA from Erinaceus europaeus (western European hedgehog), 1396 nucleotides. RefSeq names its product tRNA splicing endonuclease subunit 34 (gene TSEN34). Gene Ontology annotation, cellular component: tRNA-intron endonuclease complex. The record is from RefSeq and is a predicted model, not a curated record. Gene Ontology annotation, biological process: tRNA splicing, via endonucleolytic cleavage and ligation; tRNA-type intron splice site recognition and cleavage. The transcript has 5 exons. Gene Ontology annotation, molecular function: tRNA-intron lyase activity; nucleic acid binding. The coding region runs from base 194 to 1168 and encodes 324 amino acids. Lineage: Eukaryota; Metazoa; Chordata; Mammalia; Eulipotyphla; Erinaceidae.
CCGCUGAGGUGGCGGCGUGACGGCGCUGACGCAGGGGGUCGGCAUGGCGGGCUGCGGGCGCGGCGCGCGGCGCGCGACGUAGGGGAGGCUCGCAGGGAACGCUGCCGUCCUCGGGACCACUGGCGGGGCCUGUGCGAGGACCGCGUGGCUGAGGGGACGUGAGAAGGCGGACUGAGCGCCCGCGAGUGGCAGGAUGCUGGUGGUGGAGGUGGCGAACGGCCGCUCCCUGGUGUGGGGGGCCGAGGCGGUGCAGGCCUUGCGGGAGCGCCUGGGCGUGGGGGGCCGCACGGUGGGCGCUCUGCCCCGGGGCCCCCGCCAGAACUCGCGCCUGGGCCUCCCGCUGCUGCUGAUGCCCGAGGAGGCGCGGCUCCUGGCCGAGAUCGGUGCCGUGACCCUGGUCAGCGCCCCGCGCCCGGACCCCCGCCAGCACAGCCUGGCUCUGGCAUCCUUCAAGCGUCAGCAGGAGCAGGGCUUCCAGGAACAAAGCACCUUGGCGGCUGAGGCCCGGGAGAGCAGGCGGCAGGAGCUGCUGGAGAAGAUCGCAGAAGGCCGGGCGGCCAAGAAGCAGAAGCUGGAACAGGGCGCCGCGGACCGGGAGAGCCCGGCUGCGGGCGAGAGCCAAGCCGCUGCUGAGAGCCAGACCUCCGGGGAGACCCCGGCUGCCAGGACUACAGAGAUGGGUGCUAGGCCCGAUCCUGCGGAGCCCGAGGAAGCGGCUCAGGGCUCCUCAUCACCCCAGCCGGGACCUUCGAACGGGGUGGCCCCCUUGCCCAGGUCUGCCCUUCUGGUCCAGCUGGCCACCGCGCGCCCUCGGCCCGUCAAGGCGAGGCCCCUGGACUGGCGCGUCCAGUCCCCGGACUGGCCACACGCCGGCCGGCCGGCCCACGAGCUGCGCUACAGCAUCUACCGGGACCUGUGGGAGCGGGGCUUCUUCCUCAGCGCUGCCGGCAAGUUCGGGGGCGACUUCCUGGUUUACCCCGGUGACCCGCUCCGAUUCCACGCCCACUACAUCGCCCAGUGCUGGGCUCCCGAGGAUGACAUCCCCCUGCAGGACCUGGUCUCCGCGGGCCGCCUGGGCACCAGUGUCAAGAAGACGCUGCUGCUGUGUUCCCCGCAGCCCGACGGCAAGGUGGCCUACACCUCCCUGCAGUGGGCCAGCCUGCAGUGAUGGCCGCGGCUGGGGCACCCGCCUCUUAGCUCUACGCUCCCAGCACCCGGCACCCAGCACCCCUCCCGGUGCCCCUCACGUCUCGCAGCACGUCUAAGCUGUGCGGGUCUCCCGCAGUUAGUUGUUUCCAGAUUGUGGGCCUCUUGGGAGUGAAGGCUGGGUUUGGCCCAUCUCUUUCUGUGAGGCGUGGGUUCCAAGAGCUUUCAGUAAACUUGUGGAUAAACUUUG